This is a messenger RNA of Coccinella septempunctata (seven-spotted ladybird), 816 nucleotides long. RefSeq names its product buccalin-like. Bases 48 to 728 code for a protein of 226 amino acids. Lineage: Eukaryota; Metazoa; Arthropoda; Insecta; Coleoptera; Coccinellidae. The record is from RefSeq and is a predicted model, not a curated record. The transcript has 3 exons.
GCCAACAGGUUUUUCACUCACCUGUUUCCCGAUUUUUCCCGUCGAAGAUGAUGAUCAACGUAACUUUCACCCUCCUUGCCCUUUUGGCUGUUUAUACUUCGUGUGUGCCGAUGUACAACAGAAGAGAGGAAUACCUAAGAGAACUUGCAGCUAUUGACAAAACCGAUGCGGAGCAUUCAAAAAAUAUGAAAAAAGACGUAUUGGACAGCGACAAUGAAAACGGAAAUGGCAGAAUUUUCGUAAUCAACUUAAAUAAUGAUCUUUUAUUGAAAAAAAUCAUUGACGAUGAGGAAGAUGCUAUCUUGCAUGCUAUCUCGGACGGUGAUAUUCCAAGAAACGACAUCGUAGAUGAAUUGUCAGUUGGAGUUAUGACUAAAAAAGAUUCCAGUAGUUCCAACAUGGAUAUGCUCAGAAAAAGGGCAUUGGACAGUAUUGGUGGAGGAGCUCUUUUGGGGAAAAGAGCACUUGAUAGUAUUGGUGGAGGAGCUCUUCUGGGAAAACGGGCUCUGGAUAGGAUUGGUGGUGGGGCCCUUUUGGGGAAAAGGGCUUUGGAUAGUAUUGGUGGUGGAGCUCUUCUAGGGAAAAGAUCACAAGAGUUUUUGGAGAAAAGAGCCCUGGAUAGUAUUGGUGGGGGAGCUCUCCUAGGAAAGAGAGCGUUGGAUAGUAUUGGUGGAGGAGCAUUAUUAGGAAAGAGAUCUUCUCAGAAUUCAAAUAUGUUUUUAGUGUAAAGGGUUUUGAUUCUCCGAUCGAUUGCAUGAAAUAAAUGUGUAUUAUAUAAUGUUCUGAUCUAUAAUGUAAAAUAAAUGAUUUUAUAAG